AUGACUUAAGUUGAUCUCAAAGCUAUAGAAAUGGUAUUUGCUUUACUUUUGUUAAGUUGUUUAACUUAUACAUGGUUUACUUUUAUUUCGCUUAAGUUUACAAUCAUACUUGCUCUAACAAUUUGUUCACUUAUUGUUCUGUUGAAAAUUAAAUGGAUAAGAAUUAAAAGAAAAGGAUUUUUAAACAAUAUUUCUGAUAAAUUUAGAAAGAUUUUAUUAGAAAGAUCUUUAUUUGAUAUUUUGUGUGAUAUUUGGUAUUUUGAAACAAUUAAGAGACAUUUAAGAGUAUUUUUAAGUCCAUUUCUAAUUAAAAAAUCUCCAGAAGAAAUUAUAGAAUCAUUUGAUGAUAUCAAUCCUUAAUUGAAAGAAGCUAUCCUUAGAAAAGGAACUAUAAAUUUGUUUCCUGAACCAAUUAAAAAGGAAUUAGUUGAAAAUUACAUUUAAGAAGAUGAACUACAAAUUAAUUAAGAUAAACAAUUACAUUAAUAAAUCAUUCAAUAACCAGUUAAAGUAGAACAUUGGGAUAGAUAUGUCGAUUAUGAAUAGUAUACAUAAAAAAAAAGAAAAAAUAAUUCUUAAACCUUAUUACAUGUUAUCUCAUUGUUAAUGCAUAAACCUAUUGUACAUAAGGAGAACCAUAAAAUUAAUUUAAGAAAGUAUUAUAUGAUUUUCAACAAUUUUGUAGAUUAUCAAGCAAAACAAAAUCCUUAUUAAUAGGAUCUAUCAUUUGUAUUAUGGUUCAAAUGUAUUUUUCGAAAUCAUCAAGAAGAAUUUAUCAAAAGGCAUUUACAGUCUUAUCAUCUAUGUCUCUAUUGGGAUUAGCUUCCACUGCUUUAGGAGUCAUAGCUUUAAGUAAUAAAAAAUAAAAAACAUUAUGA
Molecule: messenger RNA, 878 nt
Organism: Paramecium pentaurelia
Lineage: Eukaryota; Ciliophora; Oligohymenophorea; Peniculida; Parameciidae
Source: the annotation of a GenBank genome assembly